AUGGCUGCUGUAUUCGUCCCCCCGUCGCCCCAGACCUCAAUGAACAUGUCGACCCGUCGUCCACUCGCCAACGUGCCGAAUGCAACCAAUUCCCCUCACAGGACCGGACUCGUACCGGCCAAACGAGUUCGGUCCAAUCAACUCGAGACAUCCUACGGCCAGCCACCUCCAAAGAAGCAGGUGAUGGAAGCGGCGGAAAACGGUGCUCGAUCACCGACACAAAAUCGAUCGUCGGUGGUUCAGGGAACCGACUCGAAGCUCUUUGCCAGACGGCCGAACAAUGCCAACCCAAGUGCCUUUGAGAAGAAGCUGGUUGCUGCUCGUGAUAAGGAACGCCAGCCACAAGUUAAAAGCGUGAAGGGCGAGAAGCAAUCUGCUGACACCUUGGAUACUAUUCGUCAAUGGCAACGCCACUACCGAAAGGCUUUCCCGCAGUUUGUUUUCUACUUCGACAGUAUUCCUGACGAUGUUCGCCGCAAAUUUUCUCGACAGGUCAUUGCUCUCGGAGCUCGCGAGGAAAAGUUCUUCUCUCGUCUAGUAACCCACGUCGUCACAUCACGUCCUAUUCCCGCUGGAGUCGCUGCCACAAGCCCAACCGAACUGGAGGCCGCCAAUGGCGUUAACGGUGAUACUCAUGUGCAGACCGUCAACCCUUCGUUGCUUGAGAAGAACACCAAUUCACACCACCUUUCAAAACAUGAUGCCCGUCACGACCAAGGAAGCAUGGAUGUCCUCCAGCGAGCUCGACAGAUGAAUAUGAAAAUUUGGGCCUUGGAGAAGCUGCAACGCAUGAUCACCACGAUCAACGAUGACGAUAUCGGUGGCCAGAAUAAUGAUGCUGUCAAAAGCAAGAAUGCAGAUUCAACUAAAUCCAGAGGUUGGGCCGGGCUAACUCCUCUUGAUCGCGCCCUUAUGCAGGAGCGGUUGAACGGACCAUCGGAUCGUGAUCUGUUCUCCUCGAUGGAGAUGAUUGUCUUCAAGGGACCUUUUCUCUACAUCCACGACAUGAAUGAAAAGACGAAGCCUGUCAUGGUUCGGGAAUACCCUCGAGUUACGAAACGCCAGGACGGAGCUUGGCCGCAGUUCAGAAGCGCCCCACUAGGCAAAUGCCCCUUCGUUGAUGAACCUCCAAGCAGAAAGGAAUACGACAGACAACGCAUGCGCCAGGCACAGAAGGACAAGAAAGCGUCCGCAACUGCGGCUCAGCCCCGUCCGAAAAUUUCGCAGACCGCCAUGGAACAGAAGCCCGAUACGAAGGCCGACGCAGAACCCAAUGUGAAGCGUGAAGAGGAUAGAGAUUCUUCAAAGAAAGCGGAAAUCCCGUCAAAGCCUUUGCUUGAUGAGACCCAUGAACGCAAAAGCUCAGAAAGCUUCAUUCCACCGCACUUCCCCCGGUCUGGCCCUUUUUACACUGGUCGCGAACCUGCAGCAUCUGGUGUACAGCCAUCUAACGUCACAUCUGCUAUUCGAUCUCAGAUGAUCUCAUCCACUGCUGCCGCCCCAGGCGCAAAAGCAGGCCUGAGCAAAGAAGUUCAUGGCUUGAAGAGAAAGGUUCUUGAGAGGGGCACAGGCAGCAUUGCGAACGGGUCUAUGGCUGCUCCUGAACGUCCAAAUGGAUUGGCGAUGCAUCUCAAAUCUCAACACAACCAGACUAUCAAACCAGCGGCACCAGAAGCACGCCAGACUCCAGAGGAGGACUCUAAUUCAGCAGAAGGUGCUGGCAUGAAACGCCGCCGCGCCGACAGCCGCGAAAACGAACCGAAGAAACCAGAACGGCGCAGAGAUCCUAAGCCAGGUUACUGCGAAAACUGUCGGGAUAAGUUCGACGACUUCGAGGAGCAUACUCUGACACGAAAGCACCGUCGGUUCGCCCAAAACGCCGCCAAUUGGGCAGAUCUUGAUGCCCUACUUUUUGAGAUUCAACGUCCUCUCAAAGAGGAGCAUGGAUAUGAUAGGUGA
Penicillium longicatenatum is the source of this 1959-nucleotide messenger RNA. Its product is annotated as protein serine/threonine kinase activating protein nimO. The record is from RefSeq and is a predicted model, not a curated record. NCBI's taxonomy places the organism in Eukaryota, Fungi, Ascomycota, Eurotiomycetes, Eurotiales, Aspergillaceae. The transcript is spliced from 2 exons. Bases 1 to 1959 code for a protein of 652 amino acids. Gene Ontology annotation, cellular component: Dbf4-dependent protein kinase complex; nucleus. Gene Ontology annotation, biological process: positive regulation of nuclear cell cycle DNA replication; regulation of cell cycle phase transition. Gene Ontology annotation, molecular function: protein serine/threonine kinase activator activity; zinc ion binding; nucleic acid binding.